CGAAUGCAACAGCAACGGCAGCAGAACCAUGGCCUAUUGCAGCGUGACCAGCACACCGGAGCGUUUCGCCCAAUGUCUGACCAACUUUCAAUUGGAUGAACUUUUGAUGCUGAAAAAGUCGAUGGAGCGCAUGGGAGCGCUGGAUGACAGUACCAGUGCCCGCGAAGACCCGCAGCUGGCACACACCACAGACUGCCCCGAGGCAGAGGCGAGCCAUGUGCCCCAGCGCAUGGCCUUGAUGGCAGCUGACCGAGGGGACUAUGAGAGCACUGGCUCUCAUGCACCGUGGCAAGGCCACUCGGCGCCGUCCUGGACGGAACCGAAGCCCUCCAAGCUGCAGACACUGUUCCAGGUCAGCAUCACGGCCCUGGCCUUUCUCUCGUUCGGUGGCUACCUGCUCUGCCUGAUCGUUCAGGCCAUCAAGAGCAAAGGCACCACCUACUUCCAUCCGGUGGCCACCGCCAUGAGCACCUCGAACAAUGGCAACGUCAAACGCAUCAAGAUCUACAGGCGGAGCAAGCGGAGUGCCCACGGAGUGGGCGACAUACCCAGCAAGAGCAUCCUGCUGCAGCAGGACUAUGCCACCUACAUGAAUGCGGUGCGGGGCCAACGCUGGGCGAUGCUCACCUAGAGGGAUCAUAGAUCUGAUUGCCGCGAUGCGCCAUCCGAUUGGGACCCGGCACCUUGAUGCCGUACAAUGCAUACUGAUCCUCGGUGAGGGCCACAUCGCUGUGCAUACAAAGAAAAAUACUUAGAUUAGCAAAAAACAUCCUCAUUCGACGUGCAACGUGCAACGUGCGACGUACCUCUGCUCCUCGUCUAUGAUGGGUGCCACAACAGCGCCCCGUGUACCAUAUUGGCUGUAGUAGGGCUCCUCGUAAUUGCCGCGGCUGCUGCGCUCUGGAGAACUGGUGUAGCCGUCUGUAAAAUGGUUUAUAGCACAGCUCAGAUUACUAUCUGGUUGCUGGUCUCUUCUAGGGUGGGGGCGGUGGGGUGUCACAUGCAUACGCAUAUUUAUAGGCAAUUUUUUUUGUUAGAAUUUAGAAACAAAACAAAACAACAGGGGAAAGAACAUAAAAUAAAGCUCCAAAUACAAGAGAGG
Drosophila obscura is the source of this 1102-nucleotide messenger RNA. RefSeq lists its product as uncharacterized. The coding region runs from base 29 to 631 and encodes 200 amino acids. The transcript has 3 exons. The record is from RefSeq and is a predicted model, not a curated record. Lineage: Eukaryota; Metazoa; Arthropoda; Insecta; Diptera; Drosophilidae.